Colletotrichum lupini is the source of this 810-nucleotide messenger RNA. RefSeq lists its product as uncharacterized. The transcript has 7 exons. The record is from RefSeq and is a predicted model, not a curated record. Bases 1 to 810 code for a protein of 269 amino acids. NCBI's taxonomy places the organism in Eukaryota, Fungi, Ascomycota, Sordariomycetes, Glomerellales, Glomerellaceae.
AUGGCGGGGAAUACUGCUAUCCCUGCGAAUGAGAUCGAGCCUCAGUAUCCUGUACAAGAGACUGAUCGUGUCCCAAGUCAGAUGAAGCUGCACGAGCAGCAAGGUGAACCGCUCUUUCUGGGAGAGAGCACAACCAGCUGCACCGGAGCCAGCUACGAUGACUUCCUCUCAAGGCCGUAUCUGGAUGGUCUGGAAGACAACAGGUUGAUGACUCAAAGUCAGAAAUCACAUCUAGUCUCACAAUCAACGAACCAAUGGUCUAAGCUUUUAGACAGGCUUGGGCAAUGGUUUGAGCGGCAACCUAUGUAUCGAUUCGCUCAUGUCUUGCAUGGGGAGGACGGGGAAGACGGGCCUACGAGGACAGACAUAACCAGGACGUGUGGUGGUCUAUCAUCACCACGGUCCACUGGCGUGUUUUCCCCCACGCUUACGUUACGGGACCACGGGGGGUCGCGCCCUGCCGUCGCUGUGUGCUAUCACCGGGGAUGGCACGUUGCCAUCCUUGGGUUGGAGAGCAACGGCGUCCUUGAUUUAAUGGUGACUUUAAGGGAGGCAGUUGAGAGUGGACUUGCACCUCGGCACAACCUCGCCGCAUGGCUUCCGGCCGCACGACCUGAACAGAAUUAUAUGAGCAAGCAAAUGAGCGAAGAGCAUGAGAGGAGGGCAAAGGACAGUCUCCAGAGAAAACUGCACCGGAGAGGCGAAUGGAGACGGCCGCGGGCUACAUUAGAGCCGGAAGACAUAUAUGAUCAGCCACCCUACCUCGCAGCAUGGGAAUGGCGGAGGCGGCAUUCCUCCUGCGGAUACUGA